Cetraspora pellucida is the source of this 1539-nucleotide messenger RNA. The record is from the annotation of a GenBank genome assembly. NCBI's taxonomy places the organism in Eukaryota, Fungi, Glomeromycota, Glomeromycetes, Diversisporales, Gigasporaceae.
AUGGCGGUAAUAGUUGACUUGUGGAAUUUGUUGGAUAUAAAACGUGGACUGACAAUAGAACAUUUCAGAAAACAUUUCUAUGCGCGUGUUGUUGGUUUCAUCAUUGUACCAAUUGGCGUUUAUUUGUUUUGGUUUUACAUUCAUUUUGCCAUAUUAAAUACAAGCGGUCCUGGUGACUCGUUUAUGAGUCCAGCAUUCCAAGAAACGCUCCAAGGAAAUGUGAUGGCGCUUGAAAGUCUUGACAUAAGAUUUAAUGAUACGAUUACUUUAAAGCACAAAGGUACUUCGGUCUUUUUACAUUCUCAUUCCCAACGUUAUCCUCUUCGAUAUACUGACGGACGUAUUAGUAGCCAAGGGCAACAAGUUACCGGUUAUAAAUUUGAGGAUGCCAACAAUCAUUGGAGAAUUAAACCUGCAAAAGUUUUUAUGGAUCCUUCACGGUCAGAAGACGAUUUGGUGAAACAUGGAGAUUAUAUAUUACUUGAACACGUCAAUUCACAGUCUCAUUUACUUACUCAUGAUGUGGCUUCACCUUUGAUGCCAACCAAUCAAGAAUUCACGACCAUACCAGUAGAUGAUGAUUCCCGUUAUAACGAGACCAUUUUUCAAGUUUUAAUAGAUGAUGGUGAUUCAGAUACAGUAUGGAAAACAAAGUCUAGUUAUAUACGAUUGAUUCAUUUUGAUACAAAAGUGGCAUUGUGGACGCACGAGAAAGCGUUACCAGAGUGGGGCUUUAAACAGCAGGAAAUUAAUGGAAACAAGAAUAAUGUAGAAAAGAGUAAUAUUUGGUUUGCGGAUAAAAUUAUUGGAAAGAAUGUGACAAAGCCUUUGGUUCCAGAACCUCCAAAAAGACAUCUUUCCUUUUUUACAAAAUUUUUUGAAUUGCAACGCCUUAUGCUCAGUCAUAAUUCAGGGUUGACGAAACCACACCCUUAUUCCUCUUCACCAAUCAAUUGGCCAUUUUUAGUACGGGGUAUUUCUUUUUGGACGAAUAACGACGAUAGGCAACAGAUAUAUUUGAUAGGAAACCCCUUUUCCUGGUGGUUAUCUGUUGGCGCUAUGGCCGUUUUGGUUGGUGUUAUAUCCGCAGAUAUUAUCUCUAGACGGCGUGCUAUUCAUCCGAUUUCUGACCCUGUUCGUAAUCGUCUAUAUAAUUCUGGUCUAUUCUUUUUUAUGGCAUGGUUUUUACAUUAUGCACCAUUUUUCUUAAUGGGUCGAUCUCUGUUUCUUCAUCAUUACCUUCCCGCAGUAAUCUGUAGUUAUCUAGUUGCAGCAAUAGUUUUUAAUUUUAUGUUUGUAGAUCAUGUAAACUAUCCAAUUUCAGUCGCUGAUUCGAGGCGGAGACCUCGGAUCAUGGCACGUGUUAAAAAUAUAACAGUAUUUACUUGUAUUAUAUUAUUAAUUGUAUCUGCAUGCGUAUUUUAUUAUUUUUCACCUCUUACUUAUGGUACUCCCGGGAUAGAUCCGGCGGGCAUAAAAGGUAGAAUGUGGCUAGAUAGUUGGGAUUUACAUUUUCAGCCGAAAAGGAAUGAGGUCUGA